Messenger RNA from Puntigrus tetrazona (Sumatra barb), 3677 nucleotides. It is a transcript of the gene hoxb1b, whose product is annotated as homeobox B1b. The record is from RefSeq and is a predicted model, not a curated record. Gene Ontology annotation, biological process: regulation of transcription by RNA polymerase II. Gene Ontology annotation, molecular function: RNA polymerase II cis-regulatory region sequence-specific DNA binding; DNA-binding transcription factor activity, RNA polymerase II-specific. Gene Ontology annotation, cellular component: nucleus. Bases 2388 to 3314 code for a protein of 308 amino acids. The transcript has 5 exons. Lineage: Eukaryota; Metazoa; Chordata; Actinopteri; Cypriniformes; Cyprinidae.
GUCAGGGCGCAGUCAGUAGCACCUCUGUCCUUUAUGUUUUUUUUUUACGUUUUGUUAAAGCGGAGGGAAAGAAAAAAUUCUCCCGAGCGGUGCGUUAAUAUGGAUGGGAAGCCCGACGUCACGCCAGCGCGAGGCGUCUUUAGAUUUUCGCAUCAGCUAAGAGUGCAAGGGUCAAAAUUAACUCAGGACCUUAGUUCGUUCUCGUCUAAUUUGUCAGGUUUUAGCUCUGCCUGCCUUGCCGGCACGCGCAACGACGCGACGCGGGAACCUGGUUAAUCGACGAAUCUGCGCGAUUGUUUUGGAUCGUUCCGGUGAAGCGAUGAUGGACGGGGAAGGAAAAGCAACAAGUGUAUCCCAGUAAGGCCUUUGAGGACACGUUUUCCAAUUUCCAUUCAGGCUGCAGACAAUCAGAAGAAGGGACAUGUCGAGAGAGAAAAAAAGGUCAUCUUCCAGCGGGCCUCCGGAACCAUACUGUCACAUGACACGAGAGGCCAGAGUUUUGCUAAACCCCCAGAAAGCACCGACAUAACCGAUGAAAGCCGUCCAGAAAAUGCAGAUAACGAACAACAACAAGAACGCGUCUCGCGACGUAGCGGGAUUAUUUGUAACGCAGCCGUUAUGCAUUUGAACAUAAUGACAAAAUCCGUCAUGCAGAACACAUUGGGUCAGCGACCGCAAAAGACCGGCUUGUACAGUGAAACGGAAUACUGAACGAGAAAAAGAGGGGGAAACGUUCACCAUCUUCAAUCAAGACGGCGCUAACUCAUCGGUGCUUCUUUCUGCAAAGUACAGGAGGUGCCAGAAAGAAUCAACAAGUUUACUGCUACUGUACUCUGUCACCUAGCCACAUAUUCUUGGAUGACAUUAUUCAAGCAAACCCCACAAAGAGGAGCGCUGCUUCACGCGCAGGAGCGACAAGAAAGCCCCGCUGGGAUUCAUUGCCUCGAAAAGAGCACGCGCCGCUUCAUACGAGCGAGCUUCCACUGCGCGUGCUGGCGCGGAUCUGCGGAAAUGGCCCGUUUACUGCUGACACGCACUGGGAAGAACGUACAAACCCGGUUUCAGAACCGGAGGGUGACACAAACACGACCGUAGGCUGAAAAAGAAAGUCUCUCUCGGACCGUUUCUGAUCGACAGCCCACCACCACCACCACCACCGUCUUGAGUGAGGCUCCCAGAGAUUUAUUUACGCGCGUGGGAUCUUACAGCGCCGCGGGUAAAACGUCCUUCCGCCAAUAUGACAGGAGAAGUAGGCUAUAUCUGGGUACGGUUAUCCAGUAUGCAUUAAUGACGGUCCCUGUCUCUCCUGGACGACUUACAUAAAACUAUUCUGUCGCGUUCCCCAGAGCGUAUAACCAAUAAUAAAGUCCCCUUUAAAUGAUUAAAUGUCACUUUCGUGGAGGGCAAUAUUUCCAAAACCAAUAUUUAAUGGCAAAUAAGCAUUGUAGUAACGUACCUGACCGAUUUAAUAACGUUACUCUUAAUAAAUCAAAUUAUUUGGUGAAAAUAAUAGUCCAGUGAAUCUGACAUCUCGCGCGAUGUAGUCUAGCGUGUUUAUUUAGCUGUCGCUUCUCGCAAAGGUUAAUUAAAAUGAUCUAAUCAGUUUAUCUCUUACCCCUGUUAAUAGUUUUCUGUAGGCUGUUUGAAUGGAGUAUGUCUUCUGUAUUAAAAAAAAUAUGGUUUAAGGUUUAUCUAAAAAGUAUAAUAUAAGAAUAGGUAAGAAUCAAAAUCAAAAACACGUUUUAUAACCCUGCGUGGGAGCAAAAUAUUAUAGCGCCACACAAACCCAUUUUAAUGGCAGAUCAUAUCUAAGCACUAUCUUGAAAAGCAUGUUGGCCCUCUAUCUCGAGAGAACACCAAUCUUAGCAAGCCAUUGGUGUAUAUAUGGGUUCAUUCAUUCCAGUUCAAUUAGGAACUUAGAUUUGAUUGCAAAAGAAACUCUUUAGGAAAAAAUUAAAAACUUAAAGGCUGACCAGUCUACUUUAAGUCAGGGUUGGAAGUUUUGAGCCUGUUUAUUUAUAGCUUGCUACAACUCCAGUUGUCCUCGCCGUCACAAGGCUGCGAUAUAAAUGUGCUAUAUAACUCGGGCGCUCGCUUUAAUUCACAUUAGACCUACAUUGCAAGUUUAUCAGAUUGAUGGGUGGAUUCGAUUGAUGUGUUUGUCAUGUAAAUACGAAUCGUUUGAUGGACACCUGCAACGCCCAAAGUGCUACCGCAGGUCGCACACUAUUGGUGCAAAAUUAGUCACAUGAUCUGUCACUAAACUGAUAUGAGCUCGGAUAGAACUUUGUGUGGUUUGACAUACUGCUUAGAGGUUGUAGGGGCACCGGGACCACACAUCGGCCUGUAUUGACCCUGCUUAAUCAAUUUUGCUUGGUCGGUCAACAAUGAAUUCCUAUUUAGAUUAUACGAUUUAUAACCGCGGCGCUAACACUUACAGUUCGAAGGUUGGGUGUUUUUCUAUGGAGCAGGAAUACUUGCCAAGUGCUUGUGCAAGUACAAAUAGUUACGUUCCCGAGGGACGGACGGUCGGAGGAAACGCUUUUACGCCGGCGACGCACGAAACCCAUGGCACAACUUACGCACCGCUUCAUUCGCAGCAAUACCACAUGAACAUGGACAUGGGGAAAACCGGGCACUCCAAUUUUUGCAAGCAACCCCGACCUCCCCACUCGGACUAUGGGCAUCAACAUGUUCUCACGCAAGCAGAUGACCACAUGCGUCUUCAGUCCCCUGCGUUUUCCGUCGUGAACAUGGGAGCAGGCAUCGGAACGUACAGUGAAUCUAACUGCAGGCCUGGCUCGGUCUCUGCGAGCCAUUACCAGUCCUAUCCUUAUGGAGAGCACGAACCGAACGGCUAUGGUUCGUUUAGCAAGUACCAGGUCUCCCCCGACAGUGACAGCGACUCCAAAACGAACAUCAAGCAAGCGCCAACGUUUGACUGGAUGAAAGUCAAGAGAAACCCUCCUAAAACAAUUAAAGUCGACGAAUAUGGGAUGCACGGCCAGCAGAAUAUAAUACGCACCAAUUUCACCACCAAGCAGCUCACCGAACUCGAGAAGGAGUUCCACUUCAACAAGUACCUGACCAGAGCGCGCAGAGUGGAAGUGGCCGCCACCCUCGAACUGAACGAAACGCAGGUUAAAAUCUGGUUUCAGAACCGCAGGAUGAAACAGAAGAAGCGGGAGAAGGAAGGAACGGCCCCGGUGAUCAAACGUGCCACUUUUUGCUCUUCUGGUCAAAGCGCAGACAACUCGAACAGCUCCUCAUCCCCUGGAGCUUCGCCUACCUCAGACUCUUCCACUGCUGUUUGAUGAUAACGUGCCUUUGUGGCAAACGAACUCAUGUUUCAUCAUCGUGAUGUGGAGAACUAUCUAACUUAUUCUGCUGUCUCAGACAAAGCAUUAAAUACGCGCUAAAGUGUGCAUGCGUGUUUAUAUAUAACGCACAGUAAAUAAUUUUGCUGCACAGAGCUACUGUAUUAAUGGUUCGAAAUGCAUUAACAGGGUAUAUGCUUAUUCCAAAUCAAGAGGUUUCAUUUUUUUUCCUGUCAUCGGGUCGACAUCCUUUUUGUUUUUGCACUACUGAUUCAUUCCUCUGUUGGAAGAGUAACAAAAAUGUAGUAAAGACUGACACGUUUAUGUAUUUAGAAAAUAAUCUGGCCUGUGAUGUUUUGA